AUGGAAGCCGUUGCCGACUCCGUGGCUGCUGGCGCGCGACCCCGACCCAACGGCCGCCACCAACCACCGCUACUGGUCCAACAAGAAGGGAGGAAGCCACUGUUUGGAGUUAGGGCAGACAACGACAAGCAGAACCAGAGAUUCAAACCGGAGAUUCAGCGCUACCAACCGCCCGCAGCGUCGUCGGCGCAACGCCGCGGCGACAGCGAGACAAGCCUGGGGUCGACGACAUUCAGCCCUGGCGGGUCGCGCAUCCCCAAGCCCGUCGCCGGAGCAGCCCCGGCGACCGCGUCUCCCGCUGCCUUUUCCAACCGUGCGCGCAUGUCCCUCACUGACGCGUACCGCAUGGCUGAGAACGAGGAGACGACCGGCGACUUGUCGGUCGAUGCGUCGCCCAGUCCAGCCCCUAGGACGUGGCGCGGAAAGCGCAGCGACGCCGACGCCGACAAUAAUAAUACACCUACCGUCCGACGCGACGAGGGUAACAACAACAACAUUGCUCCCCUGUCGAGGAACCGACCGAAUUGGCGGAGCAGGUCCAAGACUGGCACUGAGUGGCUCCUUGGGACGAGCGACGAUAACAACAGCAACAACACUGAGGGCCUGCCCGAUCUGGUCCCCGGCAUAGACGACAUGCCCAUACACUCUGUCGAGGCGUCGCCGUUGAAACCCAGACGCAAGAGCCUGUCCCCGGAAAAGAGCUUCGCCUGGGACAUUGAUGACGAAUUCACAGCUGGCGACCUGCAAAUCUCCGACAGCCCGCGCAUCAGGAUCGGAAAUAACAACAACAACAACAACAACAACAACAACAACAACAACAACAACAACAACAACAACAGCAACAGUGCUCGUCCAUUCGCCAGCAGAUUGGCGUCGUCAUUCGGCCGCGGCACCGGGCCGGACACCUCCCCUUCCAAGAUUGGCACGCCCGGGUCACGCAACACGAAGCUCGACGAGAUCCACGGGCGGGAGAUCAGAUCAGGCAGCAACAUCCCCGUGCAGCGGCCCUCAGCCAUCCCGCGCACAAACAACAGGCUCGACGAGAUCCGCGCCAGCGAGGCCGACGCCCUGAAGAGCAUCCCCAUCCCUGACAGACGGCUGCCUUCUGCAGCCCCCAGGAGUAACACAAAGAUCGACGACAUACGUGGGCGCGAGUCGGACCAGGUCUUAACAAACAGGCAGCUGUCUGACGCGCGCCUGGCGGAGAUCAAGGAGCACAAUGCCGCCGCGGACCUCAUGCGCCAAUUUGGACGCUUGAAUCCCAUCGCACCGGUCACGGAAUCAAAGCUAAGCAACCAAAAAGCUCCAGAGAUGGCAGUCACGGAAGUCGCAUCGUCAUCCAGGAUACCGUCGCGUCUCCAGACGUAUGCACACAGGCGCGCCACUACUAUGGCCAACAUCGCGGAUGUCGGUGCUGGUGCUGGUGCUGGUGGUACCAAUGCCAACGACACCGCCGAUAACCCUGGAUCGGGAACGACAGAAAAAACCAACACCACCCGUCCGACAGUCGGUUUCGUAGACCUGCGACGCGUCCGCUCCACCGAGUCUGACCGGAGUAAGAGAUCUAGCAGACACUCGGAGAUGGACCCGACGGAUCGUAUAGAGGGCGAGAUGAAGCUGUUCGCCCCGCAGGACAAUUAUUCGGAAAAGGGCUCGGUCAGGGCCCCAUCCCCCAUGUCCGAUCCCGAGCAGCAGACCAAGAACGAGGAUGAAAACGAGGAGGACGAGGGGGAGGGUGUAGAAGCUACACCGAGGCCAGCACGGAGAGAGGAGCUCCUCACCAUGCCUACACCACGCGUGACGGGGGCUUAUGUCGAGACGCCGCUCACGAUCAAGCCGGCCAAACCCAAUAAUGUCAACGACAACGACGAUGAAAAGUCGACGACAAGCGAGUCAUCAUCUAGGGGCAGGGUCGUGGCUAAGAAGCUCUGGUCUCGCGACCGCGUUGGCUCAGAGGAGGAGGAGGAGAAGGAAAAUAAGGUGGCAGACAAAGCCAAGAAAGAGACAGGGACGGAAGCGACAAGGAAGAGCAGCCGCUCCCGUUCCGGGUCCAGGUCUCGCAGACUGCCGCUCAAGAACUCGGCCAAGUUGCCUUCUGUCAAGGACGACAUCCAGGAACUCCAGAAGCUGUACAACAUUGAAGACUCAACGCUCAACGACGAUCUAGACGGUGUUAUUGCCGGACGGAAAGCGGCAUCGCCCCAAUUGAAGAACCUGCUCGAUCGUAUUCCCGACAAUGCCACCGCGCUUGGCGACGAGGAUAGCUUCGAUACUAAGCUCGACCUGCUGCAGGAGGAGCAGGAAAGGCCUAAACUGCAGCCAAAGGGAGAAGGCAAGCACGAAGACACAAAUGAGAGGAGUGAGCUCAAGGAAACAAUAGAGUCAACCUCCGACUCAGACCAGGCAAUCAAGCCUACGACUACCGCCCACGCCGGCAAUCAAGACAUGUACAUGCGUCUCCCCGUGCCGCGACUGUUCCGCCUCUCGCCGCGCUUCCACCUCACGUCGCUGGGCCUUCUCACCGUCAUCCUAGCGACGUGGUGGGUUCUCGAGUCGACAAUGUGCACCGUGUACUGCCGCCCAAAGACGUGUGCAGGUCCAUGCUCCUGGUCAUCUAGCGACCCGGAGUUCGGCGUCGCCAUUCCCGUCAAGGUAGACCAGUGGGUGACGGGCGGGGCGGGGCGCGAGGCCCUAUCAGUCGCCAUGGAGGAUGUGGGCGACGUGGUGGCCGAUGUGAUGGACGCCUUGUACGGGAGGGACCUGACGCAGGUCGAUCUCGCGAGUCUGUCGUACGAGGACAGGCGGGCUCACAGACGACGACUCAGGAAGAAGGGCCUGCUCGCCUCGAACGGUGGCGGCGGCGGUGCGGGUUCAGUGCCGCCCCAGCUGAGAGAGGCAUGGCAUAGAGAGAGGUUGGAGAGGGAGAGGGCAAAGAAGGCAAGGGAGAUGGGAUAUGGCUAUGUCGAAGAGGAGGACGAGGCUAUUGGCGGGGAUCAGAGGGUAUGGUAA
Molecule: messenger RNA, 3009 nt
Organism: Geosmithia morbida
Lineage: Eukaryota; Fungi; Ascomycota; Sordariomycetes; Hypocreales; Bionectriaceae
Exons: 3
Coding region: 1-3009 (1002 amino acids)
Source: RefSeq, a predicted model, not a curated record